AUGGCGCUUCCCUGUAGGAGUAACGUGAAGUCUCUCCUGCGAUUCAUUUCCAAGAAUUAUGUAUCGAAACGGCUUUUCUGCGUUGCAGUCAAUGACAACUCUCAGUCUGCCUCGGGGGCCCGCCGCGUCUUCUCGGGUAUCCAGCCGACAGGUGUGCCGCACCUGGGGAACUACCUGGGGGCGCUGCAGAGCUGGGUGUCUCUGCAGGACUCGUACGACUCGGUCCUGUACAGCAUCGUGGACCUGCACGCCAUCACGCAGCCCCAGGAUCCCAAGCAGCUGCGGGAGAACAUACUGGACAUGGCGGCCAGUCUACUGGCCAUCGGAAUAGACCCCCAACGCUGCAUACUGUUCCAGCAGUCACAGGUGUCGGAGCACACUGAGCUGUCCUGGAUCCUCAGCUGUCUGACCAGCAUGCCCCGCUUACGACACCUGCCCCAGUGGAAGAUGAAAAGCAAGCAGAAGAAUGAGGGCAGUGUUGGCCUGUACACAUACCCUGUCCUUCAGGCAGCCGACAUCCUCCUGUACAAGGCCACUCAUGUGCCGGUGGGGGAGGACCAGGUGCAGCAUUUGGAGCUGGCUCAGGACCUGGCACGCAUCUUCAACAACCACUACGGAGAAGUGUUUCCCGAGCCCAGAGCCUUACUCAGCUCCACGCGCAAGGUGAAGUCCCUGCGCGACCCCUCCUCCAAGAUGUCCAAGUCGGACCCCCAGAAGCUGGCCACCGUCAGUCUGACCGACUCGCCCGACGACGUGGCCCUCAAGAUCCGCCGCGCCGUCACCGACUUCACCUCCGAGGUGACCUACGACCCCGAGGCACGACCCGGCGUCUCCAACCUCGUCUCCAUCCACGCGGCCGUGUCGGGGCUGAGCGUGGAGGAGGUGGUGCGGCAGGCCGAGGGCGUGGACACGGGCCGCUACAAGCAGGUGGUGGCCGAUGCCGUGGUGGAGCGGCUGGAGCCCAUUCGGACGGAGAUCCAGAGGCUGAGGGACGACAGGGCACACCUGGAGGACGUGCUGCAGCGCGGGGCGCAGAAAGCCCGGGAGCUGGCCUCCCCAGUGCUGAAGGAGGUGCGACAGCGUGUGGGCUUCCACUGACUGUGAACAGUCUAUGUGUGUGUGUGUGCGUGUGCGUGUGUGUGUGUGCGCGCGUGCGUGUGUGAGGGAGAGAAAGUCUUUACUCCACGGGUUCCCUGUUCUCCAACGAAGAUGGAUCUGCAAUUCUGCCAUGGUGAUGUUAUUGCUUUAAACCUCUUUGAGGUGAAAGAUCUGUGUAUGGGAUUAGAACUUCCGCAAAAUGUUGAGUUCUCACUAUAUCACAGAUGGGAUUCUUUACACAAAGUUCUGUGGAAGCUGUAAAAUGCUCAGGUAACAUUCUAGAAGGUUGUGGGAAACGAUUCUUCCUCCUUUAAAGGGUUAGAAGCAACUCGGGCAUUGCUACAAAAGAGCCGGAGUAGAUUUAUAGGCCAUUUCUUAGCCUUCCUCGUCGUUGUCGUCAUCGUCAUCAUCAACACCAUAAAAACGCAUUAUCGUAUGACUAUGACCCUGAAAUGGAACCACAUGCCACAAGGGUUAAAGGAAUUUUACCUGCUAUUGAAAGCAGUGCGAAUCAGAGCCAUAACUCUUUCUUUCUUUCUUUCUUUCUUUUUUUUGGUUUCCGUACUGCGCUUGAAGAAAGUUAUAUUUACGUUUCUUGUGAUCUUGGUGACGACGUAAGCGCCCCACGCUAACCUCCCCCGUCGCUUGGGCGAACUACCUUGUUACGGUUGUCGUGGUUCCUUUUCAAGGUCAUGUUACAAGGCGGAAGGUCAAAAGAGCUUUUUGAACAAAAUGUGUUAGCAAUGUCAGCCAUACUUGCAGAUGAGGGUGAAAGAAAUGAACAUGAGAAAUGAAAAUAGAGGAGGAAGAGAAACGCCUAAUAAAAGAGAAGCACUGGUGCUGUGUAUAAAUGGAUAGUCAUGACCUGGUGGAUGGGAAAGGGGAAACAAAAAGAACUCCUGUGUGCCCUACGGACUCGACCCGGCCAUGUUGGAGAGACCAACUGUUUGCCCAGUGCGUAUUCUGGGACAUUUUAAUGUGCGCCAUGGAAACUAAAGCAAGACUGGUGGUGAUGAUGCCGUCUCUCCAGCUGUACAGUUUAGUGUAUAGAGACCACCAGCUGUUUCUCACAAUGAAGCUGACACAAGUUAUUUUUUUCCACUUGUUUUUUUUUCAUAUAUAUAUUAUAAUGAUGAAAAAAUAAACGUAAAGGAAUUUGA
Molecule: messenger RNA, 2258 nt
Organism: Engraulis encrasicolus (European anchovy)
Lineage: Eukaryota; Metazoa; Chordata; Actinopteri; Clupeiformes; Engraulidae
Gene: wars2
Product: tryptophanyl tRNA synthetase 2, mitochondrial
Exons: 6
Coding region: 1-1098 (365 amino acids)
Biological process (GO): mitochondrial tryptophanyl-tRNA aminoacylation
Cellular component (GO): mitochondrial matrix; mitochondrion
Molecular function (GO): ATP binding; tryptophan-tRNA ligase activity
Source: RefSeq, a predicted model, not a curated record